UCUGUCGUUGGAGGUGAAUCUAGGGUUUCUAUAUUUUGUCCGACCCUUCUCUCAAUUUCAACCUUUGGAACUCUCCUCCUCGUAAAUAUCGAUCUUAUUUAUUAUUUGAACAUAGAGAACCAGAUUCGGCAGAGAUUUCUAUCCGGUGCAGGACAAAGUCAAAUUCCUCGGUUGUUCGCUGUCACACCUUUGUUAUCCUGCUGGACCUGCUCAGGCUGCUCUUAAUCCAUCAGUGGAAUUCUAUUCACUGUUACUUCUUGAAUCAUCUUCAGGAAUUCGUACUCAAAGUCUAAUUUUAAACGUCAAUGGCUGUUGCAGGAGAUUCGAUCUGUGUAUCUCGUCAGUUCUUAGCCAAGAACCAGAGUGCUAUGUUACUGAACCAUUUUUUUGGUGUUUCAGUUCGUCUGCCAAGGAGUCCACCUCAUCUUGCAAAAUUUAAGCUUACACGUUCUGUUGGAAUUCGGCCGACUAUGCGUGUUGGUGUGGAGGAGGAGAGGCGGGUUUUUCAUUCCUCCCGUCUCUUGGAGGGGACCUUGGGAUUUGAUGUAGUGUCCGAGGCAGAGUUGAAGGAAAAGGGAUUUCUUGGUAUGAGGAAGACGAAGCUCGUUUGUACUAUCGGUCCUGCUUGUUGCUCUUUCCAGGAGUUGGAAAGAUUGGCAAUGAGAGGAAUGAAUGUUGCGAGGCUUAACAUGUGUCAUAACACGCGGGAAUGGCACUGGAACGUAAUUAGGAACAUUAAGAGGCUGAAUGAGGAAAAGGGGUUUUGCAUUUCGGUGAUGAUUGACAUUGAAGGCAGCCAGAUGCACAUGGUUGAUCACGGAGUUGCUUCAUCUAUCAAAGCUGAGGAUGGGUCAAUCUGGUUGUUUACCACGCAAAAGUUUAAAGGUUCUCGUCCAUUCACAGUUCAGGCAAACUAUGAAGGAUUUUCUGAAGGUAUAAAUGUGGGGGAUGAGCUCGUUGUUGAUGGUGGGAUGACGAGUUUUGAGGUUAUUGAAAAGGUCGAUAAUGAUCUUCGUUGCAGGUGCACUGACCCUGGUCUGCUCCUACCGCGGGCCAAACUGAGCUUCUGGAGAAACGGGAAACUCGUAAAGAAGAAUUUUGGGAUCCCUACCCUAUCAACAAAGGAUUGGGAUGAUAUUGAUUUUGGAAUUUCUGAAGGAGUGGAUUUUAUUGCGAUGUCAUUUGUGAAGGAUGCUAAUGUUAUCAUGAAUCUAAAGAACCAUUUAGCCACAAAAUCUUCAGACUUCAUUAAAGUUUUGGCGAAGAUUGAGAGCUUGGAGUCUCUUGAGAACUUGGAAGAUAUCAUACAGGCCUCUGAUGGAAUUAUGGUUGCACGUGGUGAUCUGGGAGUGGAGAUUCCGCUUGAACAGAUUCCCUCUGUCCAGGAGAAAAUAACUCAAGUUUGUAGGCAACUAAACAAGCCUGUGAUAGUAGCUUCCCAACUUCUUGAGUCAAUGGUUGAGUAUCCUACACCAACACGUGCUGAGGUUGCAGAUGUUUCUGAGGCCGUUCGGCAGUAUGUUGAUGCCUUGAUGUUAUCUGGAGAGUCUGCUGUUGGGUCAUAUGGUGAGAAGGCUCUUUCUGUUUUACAGAUGGCAAGUAGCCGUAUGGAGUUGAGGAGUCUUGAGGAAAACCGACAUAGUCUCAUUUCCGAGUAUCCACUAGGAGUGUCAUUGCCUGACCGGGUUGCUGAACAAAUUUGCAACCGUGCUGUGGAGAUGGCAAACAACCUUGCUGUAGACGCUAUCUUUGUGUACACAAAGCAUGGCAAUAUGGCAUCACUUCUCUCACGUAACCGUCCAAAUCCUCCCAUAUUUGCAUUCACCAAUGAAAACUGCACUAGGAAGGCUUUGAAUUUGUGGUGGGGGGUCUUUCCCCUUGGUGUUGAAUUAUCAGUUGACAUGGAAGAUAAUAUCGGGAAAACAUUUAACCUUAUGAAGACAAGGGGAAUGGUGGAAGAGGGAGAUGUGGUUUUGAUUGUCUCGGAUGUUGUCCCAACUUGUUCAACUCAUUCUGUAUUCCAGUCGAUCCAGGUAAGGUCUAUAAAUUAGCAUGUUGGUUACUUCCACUUGAAAAAUGCCUUGUUGUAGUGCUUGAUGAUUCAACUGUAGUAUUAAUUGUCAAGGUCAUGCCCAAUUUGCACCAGCCAAGUGUGUAUGCUGUAAAAUGCAUGUUGGUUAUCUUUUACAUGUAUGCUGUAAAAUGCAUUGAAUGUCAUGACGUUACAGAGUGGAAAUUUAUAUUUCAAUUGAUAGGAUAAUUAUUUAUUUUCUUUUAACUUCAUCAACUGUGUUUGUAUCUCCAUUGUGCUUUUUCUUUGCCAAGACAUAGUAUGCUUGGUAUUUUGCCAAUAAUCGACAAUAACUUGAGAGAAAGAAUGGUGUUGAGGUC
Molecule: messenger RNA, 2391 nt
Organism: Nelumbo nucifera (sacred lotus)
Lineage: Eukaryota; Viridiplantae; Streptophyta; Magnoliopsida; Proteales; Nelumbonaceae
Product: pyruvate kinase isozyme A, chloroplastic-like
Biological process (GO): glycolytic process
Molecular function (GO): pyruvate kinase activity; potassium ion binding; magnesium ion binding
Source: RefSeq, a predicted model, not a curated record